This is a messenger RNA of Nymphalis io (European peacock), 4511 nucleotides long. Its product is annotated as CYFIP-related Rac1 interactor A. The record is from RefSeq and is a predicted model, not a curated record. NCBI's taxonomy places the organism in Eukaryota, Metazoa, Arthropoda, Insecta, Lepidoptera, Nymphalidae. Gene Ontology annotation, molecular function: small GTPase binding. The transcript has 4 exons. Gene Ontology annotation, biological process: regulation of actin filament polymerization. Bases 239 to 1228 code for a protein of 329 amino acids.
UUAACAGUGUACAACGGUUGGAGUGCAUCGGAGGAUAGUUUAUUUAAAUUAAAAUAAUAAACUGUAAUGAAAUAAAUAGUGACAGUGUCUAACAAAUAAUAAAACCGCCUUGUUUAUUAAAUUUUAUACAUAAACAAUAACAUUUAUUCAUAAACGUAAAUUACUGGGCAAUGCAGUCGAUGCUAUCCAGGAGGUAUUUAUAAUAAAUAAAAUUAAUUCGUGAUUCAAAUAAAUCGAAAUGGGAAAACUGCUGAGUCUAUUAGCCCGUGAUGAUUCAAACUGCUGUUCGUCGCCACGAUAUGAUAUAUUCUUAGAUUUUGAGAAUGCUGCACCCACUGACACAGAACGCGAUGUUUAUGAAGAAGUGCAAAGAGUUCUUUUGGAUUCUGACAAAAUCUUAGAAGAAAUACAGUGUUACAAAGGAGCUGGAAAGGAAAUACGGGAAGCGAUUGCGGACCCUUCGACUAUAACCCAAGAAAGGGCUUGGCGCGCCGUCAAGCCCUUAGUGGACAAAUUGCUCAGAUUUUAUAACCAUUCGUUGGAAUUAAAACGAGUUGUACCACGUCUCUUAGGUUCACUCGUGGGCGGAUCGAUGAGUCCCACGCAACACUUGGAACAACAACAAGCACUAGUGAAACAAUUUGCAGAAAUAUUGGAAUUCGUUCUGAAAUUCGAUGAACACAAAAUGAAGACGCCAGCCAUUCAGAACGACUUCAGCUAUUACAGAAGAAUCGUAUCGCGCAGUGGUCUCAUCAAUGCAGAGUUACCGCCCGGGGAGGAGCCUCACAUCGGAGCAGAAGUUGCGAAUAGAAUGUCCUUAUUCUAUGCUCAAGCAACGCCAAUGCUCAAAGUGUUGUCAGAGGCAACGAGCCAAUUCGUCAACGACAAUCAACAAGACUUAGAAAAUACAACAGAAACGCUCAGUACGAUGGCCAAAGUGUGUUUAAGAAUGUUGGAAAAUCCUAAACUGGUGGCCCAAUUCAGCCGUGAGGAGACAUCACUCUUGGUUCUCAGAGUCAUGGUCGGUUUGAUCAUAUUAUACGAUUGGGUGCAUCCGUCCGGAGCCUUCUGCCGUUCCUCGUCCGUCGAUGUGAAAGGUUGUGUGAAGUUCCUCCAACAGCAACCGCCGCCCAAAGCGGAACCUCUCCUGAACGCCCUCAGGUACACCACGAAGCAUCUGAACAGUCAGUCUACGCCGAAGAACAUACGGGCCCUUCUGGCUGCGUGAGGACACCACUCCAGCCUUGCAUGUUGCUGUGGGGAAUGAUGUGACAAUAAAAACGUGGGGAUUUCUCGUCGGCAUUUAUUUUGCUCGUUCAUUAACUGUUGGUUGUAGCGUGAUCUCGAAGAAAAUAUAAAGUCAAUCAUACAUUAGUUUUUGAGUAAUAGAAAAUCCACUUAAUUGUUUUAUAAACCUAAUACCGUUUAAAUCAAUAACAAAACUGGCCAAAUUUCAUAAAAAUUUCGCUCGGCUGAGCGUUUAUUUAAAAAAAAAUAAACUAAAAUGUCUUAGGUAUAAAAAAUAUUUUUCAAAGAAUACAUAUCUAUUAGGCAUUUUAAAAUUAGUUAUUAUAAUUAUCUCCUUUAGUGAUGUUAUAUGAACACCUAUUAAGGUACAACAAUUGGUAUAUAUAUGUAUAAAAUUAUAUUUUAUUAAUAUUAACCCCUUCCCUUGGCCUACCUUUGGUUUAGAAUUUACAAUCGUAGCUACGAUAGACGUCAUAUAUACGUGUAAUGCUUGCAAUUAAAAGAACCGUAAGUAUUCAAAAUAUUAUUAUGGGUUCAUCCGGUUUUACGUACGUUAUUUAUCGAGGGACGCUCGACAUGUUUUGGGAAUAAAACGGUUCCCAUCGCGUAGUAGUCGAAAUCAUCUCGUGUAUACAACGUUAGUGAAACCGGACUUAAAUAUUUUCAAUUUUUUUUUAUCCCCUUAUUACCAUUCGCCGAAACGAAAUAUUUCGAUUAGUGAUUGUCAAAGUUUGCUCACGGUACGAUCAUAGUUUUAUAGCCAUCGUAGUUGCUUUUGAUAUCUGACAUUUUAGAAAUUAGUACCUUGAAACAUGUUCGAGUCGCAAAUCGUAAUUAGGCCAUUAUUAAGAUUAUUACUAAAAUAUUCACAAGUACUCACAAAACGCCUUGAAAUUGGACCCUCAUCGCGCCCAGACUUAUCAGAUCAAGCUACAACAAACUGUACUAGCAUAUAAGUAGUAGGUAGAUAUUAAAUGUUGUAGUUAAUGUAAUGAUUAAUAUCGUAAACCUAUUAGAGAUACUCUAUGAAUACUUUUUCUUGUCUAUGAUUUAACAAAAUUUUUAAGCUCAAAACUAUAUCAUAAAAAAAAAAUCGGUAAUGUACAUAAAUUACCACAGCACGGUAAAUGUGUUUAACAAUAUAAUUUGAACAGAAAUAUAUAAGUAAGUAUAGUGUCUCUAUAUUAAUAAUAGAAAGUGAUGCAAAAAUAUAUAUAAUGAUAAAUAUAUAGUGGUAAAUAGACGCACUCUAUUAUAUAAAUCCUGUUAGGUAAUGCUUAAAAAGCAAACUGCAUAACAUUAUUUUUGAGAAAUCUUUCCCUUACCCCACACAUAUGCAAGGUUAGUAUAUGUAGGUAUAUGUGUAUGUGUGUCACAACACAAAACAGAAUUUAUAAAGUCACUCGUAAGUUAGUUUUAUAAAACAUUUGUAAGAAGCUAUAGAGUUUGAAAUAAACAAAGUAUUACAUUAAUAUAAAAAUAAACUGCCUUGAUAUUAAGAAAUCUUUACUAAACUAAAUAGUGAAAUGUUAGACAUUUUCGAUACAUUUUUGUAAAUCGGAACUAACCGUGACAUUGAUUUUUUGUCACAAAAUCAAAUCAAAGUAUAAAAUGAUCCUUAACAUCUCAGAUAUAAUUCUAACAAGAAAUAUAAUGUUAACACAAAUCGCCACAUAAUGAAAGUCGUCUAGACUGCAAAAGACUGAAUUUCUAUACAGAGUCAAAUACUCCACAAAUACGGCUAAUUCAAAAUUGUAUACAAUGUAUUGUAUUAACAGUAAUGCAUGUUAGAUAUGAAGUAAUUCGCACAUUAGUCUUGUUCGGUUCAAGAAAAAAUAACUAAAAAAUAAAUAUCGCCUUUUAAGAUAUAAUUUUAAGAAUAUUGUUAAGAAAUGGAUUUAUGCAUGUACCAUGUACCACUGCCUUGAUGUUAUGUAUCAAAGUAAUUUUAAAACGAAUUUUAUAUAUGUUUUACUAUUAUCUAUAAAUUGGCAUAAGAGGUAAAAAUUAAGCAUACCAUUUUAAGAAUAAAGAAUUUUUUAAUGAAUCAUAUACAACCUAUUAUGAUAAAUUACGGUUUAAAAAAAAAUCAAAAUAUUGUCUAUGAAAAUAAAGACACUACUCACACUCAAAUAUUCAAUGACAUUAUUACUAUUGUUUAGUAUGUAUUAAAGUUUUCUUUGCUCGAGUCUUCCACGCUAAUCUAUUCCUAAUUUAAACUGCACAAUUACAUUAACAGAAUAUUUUUAACUAUAUAAUACUAUUCUAAUUAGUUUUAUUUAAAAAAAUGUAGGUAAAAGCUUUAAUGCACCGUUACUAGCAACUUACAUAAUAUGUUGACUUUGAAAAAUUUAUUGCAUUUUUUUAGUCUCUUAAUAAUUUUCAACUUUGUAAUUUAGCAUGCAUAUAAAAAGUAGCAUAGAUGACAUUAAGUAUUAAAUAUCCUUAAAUUAGAAAAGAUAUAUAUUACUUGCACACUUAGCACAAUAUUGUUACUUAUAUAUUAUAGAUAGAAUUGUUGAGAUAUCUUUGUGGUUCGUUAUUUAAUGUUGUAAUCAAGUACCUACACCUUGUCUGCUUUCGCAUUUAUAAGGAAUUGAUUUGAAACCAUUUGCAAAUAUUAAACCACAGCCUACAUUUAUAUUAAAUAUUUUCCAUUUUUUAUCUGUAUUUACAAUUUUGUUCGAAUUACUAAUGUUAGCAUAGAUUAGAUGUGUAAAAAAAUGGGCCGAAAAUGUUGGUUUUCGAAAUUAGCACAAUAAGUUUAAGCAAAAAUAUAGAUUAAAUAUAAUGAGUUGAUGUAUCCCAAGGCUAUUUAUAAAUCUAAAGAAAGAGUUCCUCUCAUCUAUAAAAAUAUAUCUGUUUUGCAUUUAACUUAUAUUUCACUAUUUUCAAAGUUUCUAUUUAUGUGUCUAAAGAGUAAUAUGAUAAAAAAUAUCUACUUAUUAAUUAUUGUGUAAUAACAACUUAAAUUUGUGUGAUUAUAAAUUUUAUAUGCUUACAAUUUAAUAGUUAUUUCAAAAAUAUUUGCUAGAUAUGUGAUCUGUUAAUAUUUGAAUUCAUUUAUUGAACUCUUAGCAGAAUAUAUUUAGAAAAUUAUAUUGCAUUAUGUAGUCUUACUGUUGUUCUUUAUUAAUAAAUUAAGUCAAUUGUUUUCAACUAAUAAUUGUUUAAGAUGUGUAUGAUAAACCUAUUUUCUUAGUUAUCAUUUAUUUAUUAUAUAAAUACACCAAAGUUAUAAAUAAUAAACAAAUAGUCCCUUG